CCGGCCCCGCCCCGCGCGCGCGCCGCCCGUGCGAUCCCGGCUUAAGAGACCCCGGAGUGGGGCGCUCGCCCGCAGCCAGGCCGCGUCCGCCAUAGUACCCGGCUUGGAGGUGUCGCCGACGCCUGGUGAGGGCCCGGAGAGCGGCCGUGGGGCAAAACCAAAACCAAAACACAGAGAAGGGGAAGCCAGCGAAGCGCCCCCCGCCCCACGCCCCUCGCCUCCGCCCGCCGAUUUUCUUCGGCUUGUUGGCCGCGGUGCUGGGGCCGGAAGGCGACGAAGGAGAGCGAAAAGGCGAGAGCAAAACGUGGAGGAUCCGGCGAGAGAGGAAGCGUCCGGAGAGCCUCGGCGGUGUCCCCGGGGUCCGCCCGAGCCCACCCGGCCGCUGGCUGGGGCCCGGGGUGGUGAGGAAGCGCUUCGAGGCCUACUUGGGGCCUAGUACCGGCUUUGUGUCUGAGGCGGCGGGGGAGGCGGAGCCGAGCCGGGGGCGGCCCACGGGAAGGCCUCUUCUCCUCCGCCGACCGCGCGUUAUCGGGCCUAGGCCGCGGGGCCAGCCGCUCGAGGCCUCCGGGUGCUCAGCAGGCGCAAAACAAGGGGGCUUGGCGUGUCGUGUGGCGGGGAGCCUGGGCCUGGGGAAGCCGACGCCGGUCGUCCGGAAGCCGGGAGGAGGCGAGAGAGUCGCUCGUGGACUCCGGGCCUAGGGCCCCCUCUUCCCCUCUCGGCCUUCUCCCGGGGGCCUGGGUCACCCACCCUCCACCCUCCCCCCCAAAAAAAAAUUCCACGGAAGGAGAGACCAACCGGGAGGUGCGGCCGCGCUAUGGACCCCUGACCCCUCGGGGUCAUCCGGACUCUUUAAACGUUGUGGACUGACCGCUAUUGACUGCACCGCCUGACCCCCCAAAAAAGCCUCCCCCGUCUCCUGCCGGCCCUUAGCAUGAGCGAGGGGGACCCAGCCGGGUGACGCUGUGCCCGUUGGAGGAUUCUCGAUUUCUCCUUUCGCACCCCCCGCCCCCCCCCCCACGUCCUCGUCCUCCUCCCCACAUGAAGUGAUUUCUGAGUCUCAGGGUGUGUGCGGGGCGGGGGAUGUUCUGAAUUAUUGUUCUUACGAACCCCUGCUUGUGGCUUUGGUGGGGGAGGGGAGAAUUAUUUAAUCUGCUGAGGCCUUAGGGUCCUCCGUGUCUUUUGAGUGUUUUUUUUUUGUGUGUGUGUACCUAUUUUGCUCUUCAUUUGAUAAAUAUACAUAUAUUGAGAGUGUCCCACGUCUCCUCGCUGAACCUUAGGAACCCUUUGGCACCAUGUCGUGCGUGCAUUAUAAAUUUUCCUCUAAACUCAACUAUGAUACCGUCACCUUUGAUGGGCUGCACAUCUCCCUGUGCGACUUAAAGAAGCAGAUCAUGGGGAGAGAGAAGCUGAAAGCUGCCGACUGCGACCUGCAGAUCACCAACGCGCAGACGAAAGAAGAAUAUACUGAUGAUAAUGCUCUCAUUGCUAAGAAUUCAUCUGUAAUUGUAAGAAGGAUUCCUAUUGGAGGAGUUAAAUCUACAAGCAAGACAUAUGUCAUAAGUCGAACUGAGCCAGUCAUGGGGACUACGAAAGCAAUUGAUGACUCCUCUGCUUCUAUUACACUGGCCCAGCUUACAAAGACUGCCAAUCUGGCUGAAGCCAAUGCAUCUGAAGAAGAUAAAAUUAAAGCCAUGAUGUCGCAAUCUGGCCAUGAAUACGACCCAAUUAAUUACAUGAAGAAGCCUUUAGGCCCACCACCUCCAUCUUAUACUUGUUUCCGUUGUGGUAAACCCGGCCAUUACAUUAAGAAUUGUCCAACAAAUGGGGACAAGAACUUUGAAUCUGGUCCUAGGAUUAAAAAGAGCACUGGAAUUCCCAGAAGUUUUAUGAUGGAAGUAAAAGAUCCUAACAUGAAAGGUGCAAUGCUUACCAACACUGGAAAAUAUGCAAUACCAACUAUAGAUGCUGGGAGACUCCUCUUUCACAAAUUGGGAACAAUGGGGCAUAAGCAAAUUGAUACUUAUUUCUGGAAUCGUGGUGAUGUCUAUGGAGCACCUGCAACACAAAUAACACACCUAAGAGAGGCAUAUGCCAUUGGGAAGAAGGAAAAGCCACCAUUUUUACCAGAGGAGCCAUCUUCUUCAUCAGAAGAAGAUGACCCCAUCCCAGAUGAAUUGUUGUGUCUCAUCUGCAAAGACAUUAUGACUGAUGCCGUUGUCAUUCCCUGCUGUGGAAACAGUUACUGUGAUGAAUGUAUAAGAACAGCACUUUUGGAAUCAGAAGAGCACACAUGUCCAACGUGUCAUCAAAAUGAUGUCUCUCCUGAUGCGUUAAUUGCCAAUAAAUUUUUACGACAGGCUGUUAAUAACUUCAAAAAUGAAACCGGUUAUACAAAGAGACUACGGAAACAGUUACCUCCAGCUCCUCCGCCAAUACCACCUCCAAGACCACUCCUUCAGCGCAGCCUGCAGCCUCUGAUGAGGUCUCCCCUAUCGAGACAGCAAGACCCUCUCAUGCUCCCAGUCACGUCUUCAUCAGCUCAUCCAGCUGCCUCUAUGUCAUUGACUUCCAAUCAGUCCUCCUUGGCCCCCCCGGUGCCUGGAAAUCCAUCCUCCGGCCCAGCUCCUGUACCUGAUAUAACUGCAACUGUGUCUAUAUCUGUCCAUUCAGAAAAAGCAGAUGGACCUUUUCGGGAUUCUGAUAAUAAGAUGUUGCCAGCUGCAGCACUGGCAUCAGAGCACUCAAAGGGAACAUCCUCAAUUGCGAUUUCUGCUCUUAUGGAAGAGAAGGGGUACCAGGUACCUGUACUUGGAGCCCCAUCUUUGCUUGGGCAGUCAUUACUACAUGGACAGUUGAUCCCCACAACUAGUCCAGUGAGAAUAAAUGCUGCUCGUCCAGGUGCUGGUCGGCCAGGAUGGGAACAUUCCAACAAGCUUGGAUAUCUGGUUUCUCCACCACAGCAAAUUAGAAGGGGGGAGAGAAGCUGCUACAGAAGUAUAAACCGUGGGCGACACCACAGCGAAAGAUCACAGAGGACCCAAGGCCCAUCACUUCCAGCAACUCCAGUCUUUGUACCUGUUCCUCCACCUCCUUUGUAUCCACCUCCACCCCAUACGCUUCCUCUCCCUCCAGGUGUUCCUCCUCCACAGUUCUCUCCUCAGUUUCCUCCUGGCCAGCCACCCCCUGCCGGGUAUAGUGUCCCUCCGCCAGGGUUUCCUCCGGCUCCUGCCAAUUUAUCAACACCUUGGGUAUCAUCAGGAGUGCAGACAGCUCAUUCCAAUGCCAUCCCAACAACACAGGCACCCCCGUUGUCCAGGGAAGAAUUCUAUAGAGAGCAACGACGACUGAAAGAAGAGGAAAAGAAAAAGUCCAAGCUAGAUGAGUUUACAAAUGAUUUUGCUAAGGAAUUGAUGGAAUACAAAAAGAUUCAAAAGGAGCGUAGGCGCUCAUUUUCCAGGUCUAAAUCACCCUAUAGUGGUUCGUCGUAUUCAAGAAGCUCAUACACGUACUCUAAGUCAAGAUCGGGUUCAACACGUUCACGCUCUUAUUCUCGAUCAUUCAGCCGCUCACAUUCUCGUUCUUAUUCACGAUCACCUCCAUAUCCCAGAAGAGGGAGAGGGAAGAGUCGAAAUUACCGUUCACGGUCCAGAUCUCAUGGAUAUCAUCGAUCUAGGUCAAGGUCACCCCCGUAUAGACGCUACCAUUCACGAUCGAGAUCUCCUCAGGCAUUUAGGGCACAGUCUCCCAGUAAGCGUACUGUACCUCCAGGGGAGACAGAACGUGAAUAUUUUAAUAGAUUCAGAGAAAUACCUCCACCAUAUGACAUGAAAGCGUAUUACGGGAGGAGUGUUGAUUUUAGAGAUCAGUAUGAAAAAGAUCGUUACCGAGAAUGGGAGAGAAAAUACAGAGAGUGGUAUGAAAAAUACUAUAAAGGUUAUGCUGCUGGAGCCCAGCCCAGGCCCUCAGCAAACAGAGAGAACUUCUCUCCAGAGAGGUUUUUACCACUUAAUAUCAGGAAUUCUCCUUUCACUAGAGGCCGCAGAGAAGAUUAUGUUAGUGGACAAACUCACAGAGGUCGGAAUAUAGGUGGCAACUAUCCAGAAAAACUCUCAGCAAGAGACAGCCACAAUCAGAAGGACAGUACAAAGUCAAAAGAAAAAGAGAGUGACAAUGUUGCAGGAGAUGGUAAAGGAAAUAAGCAUAAAAAACAUAGAAAAAGAAGAAAAGGGGAAGAAAGUGAAGGCUUUCUGAACCCAGAGUUAUUAGAGACUUCUAGGAAAUCAAGAGAACCUGCAAGUGUUGAAGAAAAUAAAACAGACUCAUUGUUUGUUCUCCCAAGUAGAGACGAUGCCACGCCAGUUAGAGAUGAACCGAUGGAUGCAGACUCUAUCACUUUUAAAUCGGUGUCUGAGAAAGAGAAGCGAGAAAAAGAUAAACCGAAAUCAAAAGGGGACAAGACCAAACGGAAAAAUGAUGGAUCUGCUGCACCUAAAAAAGAAAAUGCUACUAAGCCUUCUAAAGGAGCUCAGGAAAAACUAGAUGGAGAACGGGAAAAAUCUCCUCGAUCUGAGCCGCCACCUAAAAAAGCCAAAGAGGAGACUCCGAAGACAGAGGUUGCUAAAUCCUCCUCAUCCUCUCAGAAGGACGACAAGGUCAGUGGCACUCCCAGAAAAGCGCACUCGAAACCUGCGAAAGAACACCAAGAAACAAAGUCAGUCAAAGAGGAAAAGGCGAAGAAGGAUUAUUCCAAAGAUGUCAAAUCAGAAAAACUAACUAAUAAGGAAGAAAAGGCCAAAAAGCCUAGUGAGAAGAAUAAACUGCUUGAUAGCAAGGGAGAAAAAAGAAAAAGAAAAACUGAAGAAAAAGGGAUAGAUAAAGAUUUUGAGUCAUCUUCAGUAAAAAUCUCCAAACUAGAAGCUUCAACAGAGAUACUGAAACCAUCACCAAAACGCAAAAUGGAGUCUGAUAGUGAAAAACUGGAUAGGACUCCUGAAAAAGACAAAGCUUCAUCAACAGCCCCUGCCAAAAAAAUCAAGCUCAACAGAGAGACUGGGAAAAAAAUUGGAAGUACAGAAAAUCCAUCUAGCACUAAAGAAUCCUCUGAAAAGUUGGAGUCAACAUCGAGCAAAAUUAAGCAGGAAAAGGUGAAAGGAAAGGCCAAGCGAAAAGUAACUGGAAAUGAAGGAUCCGCUUCCACUCUUGUGGACUAUACCAGCACAAGCUCAACCGGAGGCAGUCCUGUGCGUAAGUCUGAAGAAAAGACGGACACCAAACGAACUGUCAUUAAAACUAUGGAAGAAUACAACAAUGACAACACAGCUCCUGCAGAAGAUGUCAUCAUCAUGAUCCAGGUGCCUCAGUCCAAAUGGGAUAAAGACGACUUUGAGUCUGAGGAAGAAGAUGUUAGAUCUGCACAGCCCAUAUCAACUGUAGGAAAACCUGCCAGUGUCAUCAAAAAUGUUAGUAAUAAACCAUCAAACACAGUCAAAUAUCCUGAGAAGGACAGUGAACCAUCAGAAAAAAUCCAGAAACUUACCAAGGAAGUUAGCCAUGACAUUCUAAGUCAUGAGGUCAAAAGUUCGAAAACUUGUGCAUCUGUAGCUAGUGAAAGAGGGAAAACCAAAGAUCGAGAUCAUUCAGUAUCAGAGAAGGAGAACCCUGAGAAGAGGAAGAAUAGCAUUCAGCCAGAAAAGGAGAGUAAUCCCGACCGGAUCAGUGAACAAGGAAGUUUUAAAAGUCUGUCCCAAUCUUCCAAAGAGACUCGACCUUCAGAUAAGCAUGAUUCCAUUCGUGGUUCAUCAAAUAAAGACUUCACUCCCAGCAGAGACAAAAAAGCUGACUAUGACAGCAGAGAAUAUUCAAGUUCCAAACGGAGAGAUGAAAAGAACGAGUUAACAAGGAGGAAAGACUCUCCUCCUCGUAAUAAAGACUCUUCAUCUGGUCAGAAAAGUAAGCCAAGGGAGGAAAAAGAUUUGUCUAAAAAAGGAACGGUAGAGUCUAAAAAAAGUAGUUCUAGUCCCUCGAGAGACAAAAAACCUCACGAUCACAAAGCCACUUAUGAUACUAAGCGAUCAAGUGAGGAGGCAAAAUCUGUGGACAAAAAUCCUUGUAAGGAUCGUGAGAAGCAUUUGUUAGAAGCAAGAAACAAUAAAGAGUCAAGUGGCAAUAAAUUGCUUUAUUUUUUUAACCCACAAGACACACAGAUUGAAAAAGAGCAAAUUACUGGGCAAAUUGACAAGAAUGCUGUCAAGCCCAAAACCCCAUUAAGUCAUUCCUCUAGACUUUCCUCUGACUUAACAAGAGAAACUGAUGAGGCUGCUUUUGAACCAGACUAUAAUGAAAGUGACAGCGAAAGUAAUGUGUCUGUGAAAGAAGAGGAAACUUCUGGAAACAUUUCCAAGGACCUGAAAGACAAAAUGAUGGAGAAAGCAAAAGAGAGCGUGGACACAGUAGCCGGCAGCCAAGCUGGGGUCUGCCGGAGCCGGAGCCAGAGCAGCCCCAGCGUGAGUCCAGGCACGAGUCAGACGAGAAGCCACAGCAGCAGUGCCAGCUCUGCAGAAAGCCAGGACAGCAAAAAGAAGAAGAAAAAGAAAGAGAAGAAGAAGCACAAGAAACACAAAAAACAUAAGAAGCAUAAGAAACACGCAGGCACUGAAGCAGAAUUGGAAAAAAGCCAAAAACACAAACACAAGAAAAAGAAGUCCAAGAAGAACAAAGAUAAAGAGAAGGAGAAGGAAAAGGAUGACCAAAAAGUGAAAUCUGUCGCUGUGUAAAAGGACAGAUUUUAAAAAUUGACUUAAUUACUAAGUCAUCUGUAUUAAAUUUUGUUAUAAUGUAAAGAGAUUGAAACCUUGUAAAUAAUGACAUGGAAGACCCUGUGCUGCACUUAAAAUAUUGCUGCUUGAUUAUUUGAUUUUUACAUCAGAGCUUUAUAACACGAACUUUUGUACAGAAAUGUGUGUUGUGACCAUGUAACAUGAGAGGUUUUGCUAGGGCCUAUUAUUUUUAACCACCAUUAAUUAGUUGAGGUGGAGUUUACUGUGAAAUUUUCACAUUUGAAUUUUUUUAAUUGCCUGGCAAAAGCUGAUACCAGUUCUAAAAUAUCAGCAGAAUGAUUUGCUGAAUUCAUUACAACCCCGUUAUGUCACUUUUUGAUUACAAUAAAAGUUUUCAGUAAACUUUUCA
Messenger RNA from Ochotona princeps (American pika), 7185 nucleotides. RefSeq names its product RB binding protein 6, ubiquitin ligase (gene RBBP6). Bases 1293 to 6773 code for a protein of 1826 amino acids. Gene Ontology annotation, molecular function: nucleic acid binding; zinc ion binding; ubiquitin protein ligase activity. Lineage: Eukaryota; Metazoa; Chordata; Mammalia; Lagomorpha; Ochotonidae. The record is from RefSeq and is a predicted model, not a curated record. Gene Ontology annotation, cellular component: nucleus. Gene Ontology annotation, biological process: protein ubiquitination; mRNA processing; ubiquitin-dependent protein catabolic process. The transcript has 19 exons.